This is a messenger RNA of Cladocopium goreaui, 530 nucleotides long. Lineage: Eukaryota; Dinophyceae; Suessiales; Symbiodiniaceae. The record is from the annotation of a GenBank genome assembly.
AUGUUGGGCUCAGCUGGUUCCGUUCGUUUUGAGGUUCUGCUUGGCGAACAUUUCUGUGCUGUGGAGCACUUAGACGUCUCGCCACUGGACCUCUCACGUUUCUUCCGCAUCUGGGGCGGGUCGCCGGGUGGCCAGAUGAACCCAUUGCAUUUGGAAGAGCAGCUACUGCAUCUACCGUUGGAGGCGGACUGGGGCUUGGAACCCUUUGCUGUGGAGCAGACCUUCAAUGCGUUGGGGCUUCGAUGCUUGCAGCUGGAAAGGCAGAAGAAGAAGGAUGCCUGCCUCCCACCACAAGCGAUUCUUGAGCUUACGCGAAGCGAUGGAGACUUGGAGAAGGCGGAGGUGAUUCUGCCAAGUGAAGCAGUGCUGCGAGAACGUUUUGAGGUGCUUUGGACCCAAUGCGUAGGCGAUCGAAUGUCGAUGAUCACAGCUGGAGGUGAAGGUUUCCUAACCCAGGAGAAGGUGGAGAAGGAGACCAAGGAGGCCAAGGAGGCGAAGGAGGCGCUGGCGGCGCAGGCCAAAGAGAAGGA